GUUUGGUCACAUGUUUGUGGAAACUUUGAAUCCAAAGAAUGAUCACAUCUUACAAGACAUUGCAUUCAUUGGACUUUGAGAUCACUUGCCAUUCAUAUGUGUUUUCAAUUGAUUUCCUGUCAUAUCUGUAAAUCAUAACAACAUUUGCAGAUAUAGUGCCACACAAUGAGUGCUCAGUUUGAACUCAACGUCUGGUCCGGCGAUUGGGGUUUGCCUUCAAUUGACUUCAAAUCUCUUCAGAUGUUAGCCUUUUGUAGAUUCAGUGGAGUUCCCAUAAAGACAAACGCAACGAAUAACCCGUUUUGGUCUUCUUUGCCAUCAUUUCGGCACAAAACGACAAAAGUGUUUGAAAUGAAGAAACUGAUCCAUUAUCUGAAGGAACAGAACUAUAGCGCAGACUUCAAUCUGUCGGCCAAAGACAUAUCGGAUGUGUUGGCAUACGAGGCACUACUGAAAGCCCAAUUAGAGCCGGCGCUGAUGUGGCUGUUGUGGUGCGACAACAAUAACUACGAACAGCUGAUGAGGGGCUGGUAUGCGAAGAGACUUCCCUUUCCCACCAAUUACUUCAUACCAAACCACUACAAGACGGCCGCUGAGAAGACGGUGCGCUCGAGGUUUGGCGGACAGGCAUUGAACGGCGAUGUGAGCGAUACGAUGAUUGAGAGCGCAAUCAUAGGUGAGGCCCAGAAGUGCUUAACUCUGCUGUCGGAGCGCCUCAAAGACGAGUACUUCUUCGGCCAAAAUCCCAGUUCUUUCGAUGCGUUAGUCUUUGGCUAUUUGGCGCCUCUUCUCAAAGUGCCGACACACAACCGCAUCCUUCAGAAUCACAUCAAAUCGUGUGAUAAUCUGACAAAAUUUGUCAAUAAAAUCCUUUCCAAGUAUUUCCCGACACAUAAAGACAAUAACUCGAAGACAACGACAAGUGAUUCGAACAGCACUUCGGCCGAUCCCGAAGAAGACAACGACUUUCCCCAUAAAUGGAGAGAUAUUAUACUCUCGGGUCUGUUCGCAACGGCAGCGAUGGUUGGCUACGCUUUGUUCACCGGUUUGGUUAAGAUUGAUGUGUCGGACGAUGAGGACAAUGAAUAUGAAGAGAACGAGGAAUCGGUUCCAGACUUAAGUGCGAUAUUCAAUGACUAUGAGGAAGAGUCUGAAGACAGAGACGAGCAGUAGUUUUAGUCAUUUUCACUCAAUUUUAGUCCAAUGUUAUGAAAUUUAAAACAUAAGUAAUUUAAUUAAACAAAUUUCAAGUCAAUACAAA
This is a messenger RNA of Oppiella nova, 1261 nucleotides long. The record is from the annotation of a GenBank genome assembly. NCBI's taxonomy places the organism in Eukaryota, Metazoa, Arthropoda, Arachnida, Sarcoptiformes, Oppiidae.